ACUCAUCCUAUGCAAAACAUGUGGAAUUUUUUCGUGUUUUGAUUGAUAAAAAAAAUGUUGAAAUAAAAUAGUUUUUAAUUCAUUUUUCUCGUUCAAAAAUGGGUAAAAACAGAGGUAACAAGAAUCUGGGCAGAGCCCUGAUCAAAGAUCGAUUUGGAAACAAACUCAAGAAAUUGAACAGCGAUUCAUUCCUUCAUACAUCCGAAUUGAAAGAUGGUUACGAUUGGAGUAAGCUGAAUUUAAACUCGGUCACUGAAGAAGAUUCCUUCAAGGAAUUCUUGUCUACUGCUGAACUCGCUGGAACUGAAUUUGCGGCUGAAAAACUAAACAUAACGUUUGUCAACCCGAAAUCUGGAGUUGGACUAUUAACAUCAGAAGAAACGAGAAAAGUGAAAGAUGAUCAAAAUAAGAAUAAAGAAUUGCUCAAAAUCCCUCGAAGACCGAAAUGGGACGAAAAUACAACAGCUGAAGAACUACAAAAUAAAGAGAAGGAAGAAUUUCUGGCUUGGAGAAGAAACCUAGCGUUGUUCCAAGAAGAAAGUGGAUUAUUGUUGACACCUUAUGAGAAAAAUCUUGAUUUUUGGAGACAAUUGUGGCGUGUCGUAGAACGAAGUGAUGUUUUAGUGCAAAUCGUCGAUGCACGAAAUCCGCUAUUGUUUCGCUGCGAUGAUCUAGAACUCUACGUGAAAGAAGUGGAUAAAAAGAAAUUGAACUUGAUCUUGUGUAACAAGGCAGAUUUCCUUACUCGGGAACAAAGACGUACUUGGGCCAAAUACUUCGACUCGAUAGGCGUCGCUGUGGUAUUUUUCAGCGCAUUGAAGUCCACUGAUAAUGACGACGAAGUUGCAAAUGAAAAUAUUCCAUCGGAAGGCGAAAGCGAACCUGAAGAUGAAGAUGAGGAAGAAUUUGAAGCUGGUGACGAUGAAGAUUUUGAAACUGAUGAAGAAGAAGAAAUAAUCGGCGAAGAAAGCGAAACUAAAACUCAAUACCAUAGACUUCGUAAUUCAUCUGAAUUAUUAAGCAGAUCUAAACUCAUCGAUUUUCUUCGAAACUUCCCCAUGCAACAAGAUGCAAAUUUCCAGAAAGAUAUCGUUACCAUUGGUCUUGUCGGGUAUCCGAAUGUAGGAAAAAGUUCUACCAUUAACGCAUUACUUACCUAUAAAAAAGUUUCCGUAUCAGCUACACCUGGAAAAACGAAACAUUUUCAAACUGUGUAUUUAGAUAAAGAUAUACUUCUCUGUGAUUGUCCUGGUUUAGUAAUGCCUAGUUUUGUAUUAACCAAAGCCGACAUGGUUAUAAAUGGUAUUCUACCGAUAGAUCAAAUGAGAGAUCACGUGCCUCCUGUAAAUUUAGUGUGUACUUUAAUUCCAAGAUAUACGUUAGAAUCUAAAUACGGAAUCAUGAUACCGAAACCUGAAGAAGGAGAAGAUCCCACUCGAGCUCCUCACUCCGAAGAAUUAUUAAAUGCUUAUGCUUAUAAUCGAGGUUUCAUGACCGCCAAUGGACAACCUGAUAAUCCUCGAGCAGCACGAUAUAUUUUGAAAGAUUACGUUAACGGUAAAUUACUCUAUUGUUAUGCCCCUCCGAAUACCGAUCAGAAAGAAUUUCAUACAUUCGAGAAACCAGCUGUAGAAAAACUCGAAGAAAAUAUUCCUAUUCGUACACUGAAAGCUAUCAAACCUUUUAAAGUAGCCACCAGAGAUCUCGAGUAUUCGCUGUUUAAAGAACAAUCGACAGCUAACUCGCACAGCAAAGGAUUGCAUAAAUUCGAUAGUCACGAAAUCCAGAAACUUGGCGUGAUAAACGCCGAGAAACCAACCACUUCAAAACCAUGGAAAAACCACAAAGAAAAACGUAACAAACACGAAAAAUUACGAAUAAAGUACAGAUGUUUAGACGAAUAAAUGAUAACUUUUGAA
Messenger RNA from Planococcus citri (citrus mealybug), 1919 nucleotides. RefSeq names its product nucleostemin 3 (gene Ns3). The record is from RefSeq and is a predicted model, not a curated record. The transcript has 11 exons. Gene Ontology annotation, biological process: ribosomal subunit export from nucleus. The coding region runs from base 99 to 1904 and encodes 601 amino acids. NCBI's taxonomy places the organism in Eukaryota, Metazoa, Arthropoda, Insecta, Hemiptera, Pseudococcidae. Gene Ontology annotation, cellular component: cytosol. Gene Ontology annotation, molecular function: GTP binding; GTPase activity.